UUUUUUUUAUUCAUUGAUCGCCGCUCGUUCAUUCACCGCUGUUUUUUGUGGUGUUAUUUUUGAUAACAAACAAUUCUACAAAAUAUUGCGAGUUAAUAAUUCAGAAUAUUGUGAUUGCGAAGCGUGUCUAGACUAUGGUGUUAAAUCACGAAAAUCUGUGGAAAAAAACUAAAAGUUUAACGACAUUACGAGUUUAUCUUUGUAUGGACUACCUGCAUUGUCAGGCAUAUUUAUCUGACUACGUAUCUUCAAAUAUAUUAUUAGAGGCUUUGUAGAAGUGAUAUAAUCAUAACUUAGUGUGCGCAAUAGUGUAAGGAACUGUAAAUAAACUUAAGAUAUCGCGUAGCGAACGCCCCAUCAAUUCUGUGGAUAUUUUUGAUGCAUGUAAUGACAUGAGCCGCAUCGGCCAGUGAAGAUGCCUUUCAUAAGCUCGUUGUCGUCGGCCGCGUCGGCGGCGUCGACCACGACCACGACGGCGGCGGCCACGUCGAGCCGGCACGAGGAGCCGCUCGCCAUGUCGCGCCUCAUCUCCAACCUCAUCGACGCCAUGGCCACGCCCUCCGUGAGCCUCACGUCGCACGCGCCCCCCCCGCCCUCCGCGCACGACAGCUGGGCGCUGCCCUCGUCCUCCAGUCCGCCGCGCAACCCCAUCGGGCCCAUCUCGCGCGACUACUCGUCCAACAACAACCAGCACAAGGACGACAACUCCAGCGGCUCGCCCGGCACCUCCUCGUCCAUCUCCAUCACGUGCUUCCGCUGCGAGGAGCGCGCGCCCACCACGCGCUGCCUCGAGUGCAACGACCUGUACUGCCACGAGUGCUGCCACUCCAUCACCAGCGACUGCCAGCUGCGCGAGCACACGCUGCUGCCCAUCCACCAGGUGUCGCCCAUCGGGCCCGCGCCGCGCCCGCCGCCGCCGUGCGACGUGACGUGCGAGCUGCACGCCGAGCCCGUGCGCUUCUACUGCGCCUCGUGCGUCACGCUGGUGUGCCAGGAGUGCACGCUGUGGAUGCACAAGGACCACCGCUACUCGCCGCUGCGGGGCGCGCUCGACACGUGCCGCCUCAACAUGCUCAAGGCGCUCGAGAGCGGCAAGGCGGGCACCAAGGCCAUCAAGGGUGCCAUCGACCGCGCCGUCGCCAUCUCCAAGGCCUUCGAGAAGGAAACGGCCGAGGUGAGCAUCAAGAUCAAGAAGGCGAUGCGCUGCUUCGCGCAGGCCAUCGAGGACCGCGAGCGCUACCUGCUCGACAAGGUGGAGAAGAUGCGCCAGAUGAAGAUGAACGAGCUGUCGGACCAGAUGAACUCCCUGCGCGGCAUCCUGGCGGGGCUGGCGCACACCAACGAGACGCUCGUCAAGUGCCUCGACCUCGAGGGCAUCGACCUGUUCAUGGCCAAGGAGAAGGGCAUGGCGCAGAUCGAGUACUUCGCGUGCAUGUACAAGAGCCUGCAGCCGCGCGACGACAGCCUCGUGUUCCUGCCGCCCAACUACGAGCUGCUGGAGCAGCUGAAGCGGCAGUGCGAGGUGCUGCCGGGGGGCGCGGCGCCGCCCGCCCCCGCCUACCCGCCCGCGCCGCCCGCCCCGGACCACUCGUCGCUGAGCUCGCGCCUGCUCAGCUACUACGAGGGGCACGGCGCGGGCGCGGCGGCGGGCGAGGCGCGCGGCGCGGGGCAGGCCAUCCCCGGCUACUGGAUGGCGGUGACGGUGAAGCCCACGCGCAGCGCCGUGCCCGGCGUGCCCGUGCUGUCGUUCGGGCGCGAGGGGCAGGGCGAGGGCGAGGUGUCGCGGCCCUGGGGGCUGUGCGUGGACCGCGACGGCAACAUCAUCGUGGCGGACCGCCGCAACAACCGCAUCCAGAUCUUCAGCAGCCGCGGCGAGUUCCGCAGCAUGUUCGGCUGCAAGGGCACGGGCCCGGGCGAGUUCGACCUGCCCGCCGGCAUCACCACGGACGUGUUCGGCCGCAUCAUCGUCAUCGACAAGGACAACCACCGCGUGCAGGUGUUCACGUCCGCCGGACACUUCAUCCUCAAGUUCGGCUCGUUCGGCAAGGAGUGCGGCCAGUUCCAGUACCCGUGGGACGUGGCCGCCAACUCGCUGGGCAACCUGGUGGUGACGGACACGCGCAACCACCGCAUCCAGCUGUUCACCAGCGACGGCACCUACAUCACCAAGCUGGUGUUCGAGGGCGCCAACCCCGCCAAGCUGCUGAAGGGGCCGACCACGCCGCGCGGCGUGUGCUUCACCACGGGCGGCAACAUCAUCGUGUCCGACUUCGAGAACCACCGGCUCAUCAUGGUGGACCCCACGCUCAGCAAGGUGAUCCACGGCGUGGGGCGCGAGGGCGCGGGCGUGGCCGAGCUCAACCGGCCCUCGGGCAUCGUGACGGACGACGAGGGCCGCGUGAUCGUGGCCGACUCCAAGAACCACCGCGUGCUGGUGUUCACGAGCGACCUGCGCUACCUGUGGGCCGUGGACCUCAAGUCGCCGGGGCUGGACGACAAGGACCGGCCCAGCGACGUGGCGCUCACUCCGGACGGCUACCUGGUGGUGCUGUUCGAGACGCUGCCCGACACGGCGCGUGACGUCAGCAGCCACGGCAAGCAGUACAUCAAGGUCUACUAGCGACCGCCCCCGUCGCACUCCCGGGCCCAAGGUCCAUCGUAUUUUUAGUUGUGUUCACCUUUUAUGUUGUGAUUCCUUUAUGUAAUGUGCCAAUUUUAUUAUAAAACGACUGGAGCGACCCGAAGCGAGCCUGGCUUGUGCGGAGAGGUAAGACUUAUUAGGUUUAGUGCGAGCUCAUGAUUUUUAUGAAAGUUGUGUGCGAAUCAAAUUCUCUUUUUUGUAUUUUAGCUAGUUUUGUUACCAUAAUCGAUUUUGGUUUCUGUGUUAGACUAGUCUGUGGCGCGGUCGGGCCGCGCGGCGAUCUGUUUAUACACACUCAGCUACUUGCUUUAUAAAUACGAGGAUUUUAUAUCGAAGGCAUGAAAUGACUAUGAGAUAUCUAUCACGAUGUGAUGUAAAAGGUGUUACGAUGUCAAAUAAUUUAAUUAUAUCACUUUAAAAGUAUUUUUCCAAAUUUGUUAUAUUUUGCAUUUUAUGACUUAGUUAAUUGUAGAAGUUACAUGAAAUAUUUUAUUCAAAAUUAUUUCGCUUGAGGAAUCAAUUUUAUAUUGAGAUAGUUGUCCGCUGGUCGCCGGUGGCGGCCUGCAGUGGCAGCGUUUUAGUUUAAUUCUUAUUGCUUCGUUUUCGUUUAUAUUUUUUUUUAUGGACGACGACAAUUUUAUUGAAAGCAACGUUAUCCCGAUUCUGGGAAGCAAUGCAAUAAUUAUUUUUAGAAGACUGACUUGAGAAGACUGUAUGGGGUAUUUUGGCGAUAGUUAUGGAAAUAAACGUUCUUGCAUGAGGGACAACUUUUGAAACAAUCCAAAAAGCAACGCGCGCCAUUUUGUCUUGAUAUAAGGCACUUGGGCGGACUCCACGUUGUGAACUUAUACCAAAUUCAAAAACAGGACUGGAUAAUAAGAGAAAUGAGACUAUUGGAUCGACGUGUUGACGAAUUUUAAUUUUUUACUUUUAAAUUCCGUUGAUUGCUUUAUAAACUUUAACUGAUUUAAAGACAUUUAUUACUCAUUAUUAUUUAACUGUUUAUUAAAAAUAAUGUUAAUAUUCUGCAUGCUCUACGCGCUCAGGUUUUAUUUUAAUAAAGUCAUAGCUACUAUUGCUUUUAUUAUACAUACAUAUAAAAAGCUAUGAGUAGAUUUUAAACCUAUAUACAUAAUAUUACAUAAUGACUUGACUAUAACUAUUAUUCUAAUGUCUAUCCAGCUUUGAUCAAUUAUGCCCUAGCAUUUAUUUCUUAUAGGGUAAGUUAUAGGCAUUAUUGACUUGAUUAUAUAUUAUUAUAAUUUUUAGUUAAUUAUGAAAUUUUAAAAUGAUGACGAGUGUUUAUAUACAAAUCGUGUUCAAUAUUGUUGGACUAGUUCAAAUAUUGUAGUUAAAUUUACGCCUCAAAUUGUAGGAAAAAAUAAUUGCAUAAUCUAUUUUCCAAAUAUAAAAUCUUGCAUAUGCAUAAUAAUGUGUUCAGUGUGUGUUCAAUUACUGUAGUUACUAUAAUUAAGUGCGGUUUAUAUAUUAUAUUUUAUUAUAGAUUGAUAUGUAUUCAAGUUGACUGUUUAAAUGCAAUAAUGUUACGUGUUAGAUAUUAUUUGGUCGUCAGAUUUCGCAGUUGACGGCUUUAUCUUCUGCUAGUAUAUACUGCGCCGCGCAGCAACACAUAACUACCAGCUUUUCAAAUAUAAUCAAUAGUGCACAUUAGCGUUAAUAUAGCUUCAUUGCAACAACUUCGUGAUAAUCAUAAUUUACAGAUAUUUCAUUACAUUUUUGCACAUUAUUAAACUCAUUAAAUUGUAUGUUAGCCGCCCUGCGGCUCUGUCUAACACAAUAUGUACCAAUACUAUAAUAUUAUUACAAUUUUAUCUAGAAUAUAUAAUAUUGUAGAGCUUACUAUAACGUUAAUCACGAUCUAGUAUACCUAUUAUUUUAUUACUAGGUGUCGGUUGUAUGCUUGUAGACCGAGAGUGAUUGUGGAAAAAGUUCUAAAUUCGUAAUAGUGAAUCAUAAUUUAAUAGUUGUAAUAAAUGUUAAGGAGUCGUGAAUUCUUAGUUAGGGUUAGGGAGACGUGUCAUGUAUGAGCAAUAUAAUAAAAAAUGUAGCAACUAUUAUCUCAGAAGUCCUUAAAACUAUUAUGUAGUGGCGAGAUGCCUUAACUGUCAAUGUAUCUAGUUGAACACCCUGAACAGUAGGAGAGUUAAACUGUCUAUUAAAUUAGAAGUAAGACGAAUCCACUGAUAGCGAAGCGAAGUUAGAAGGUAAUAUGUAUUCUUAAUAUCACAUAUAGUACCUAAUAGUUAUCCAUAUUCAAUGAUUCGCUUAGCUUGCAGUGGAUUAAAACCAUUAAAUUAGUGUGUGAUGAAAGCAUUGCUAUCUCACUUUACAUAAAUGUAAUAAUAUAAGAUUUGACUUCUAGAUUUAAGAAAUUUCCCUGUCACACGUAGAUUUUAGUACUGUAAAGUGUGUGUCGUUCACUUACUGCACUCUAGUAGGUGUAUACUGUGUAGUAUAUCUCUCGCUCACUGUAUCAGAUAAAAUAUCGAUAUUUGAUAUCACUAAGAUCUCGAUCGUAUUUAGAUGAGGUAGGAAAAAUUGAGACUGUUUAUUAAGUCUGAGUAGGUUGAGCGAUGAAUUUACUUAAAGUAGAUUUUUUAAAGUCAUGAUCACUCCAUCUACUCUUUCCGACCUAUGUUUAUAGCGUGAUUUUGUUUAUCCCCUCUUCUAAAACUUCUAGAAGCUCCUGAGGUAAAAAAUAAAAAUACAACCUUUUUAUCUAAGAAGCUCCUUAAAUUCUGAAAAAAAUAUUCCAAUCAUUGGAUUGAACCCCUUAUGAAGAUAUUUUUUAUUUAUUUUAAAGAUUGGGUCAAUUGGACUAUCUCAUAAUUUACCUAUUACUUUAGUAGUAGCUCUCAUAGCCAUAACGAAACUGGAAUUUUAAAAUUAAAUGUCUAUAAAUGGAUGCAAAAAAGUUUAGUAAUAUUCUUUAUCCGAAUCAUACAUUUUCGCGAUUUAGUACAUAAAUUUCCACUCAGUAUGUGAAGCACACAUAAUAGAUAGGUAUAAUUAAGUACUUUGAGUAUUGUAUCAGAUACGUGUGUAACGCAGUCAUAUAGAGAAAGAGAUGUUCACUGCAGGAUUAUUAAAUUAUCCUUCAAUCGUUCUCCUCAACUCUUUCUUUUUGUGAUUGUUAUACAUUUAAAGUAGCUAAGUAUCUCUAUUUUCGGUCAAUAGUUGACUAGUUAAUGUAUUAAUUACUUAUAUUAAUAAUAAUUAAAAUAAUAAUAUAGUGAGUGUGUGAGCCAUGUAAACCGGACCUUAUGCGAAUUUCAGUUUAUUUAAUAAUAAUUGAGAGUCAUAAUGUCCGUAUGAAAUUAUUCAAAGUAAUUGUAUCCAUAAGUUUUACGCAAUUAUUAUUGUUUUAAUUUUCUGUUCUGUGCCAUUAUUAUAAUAGUAUUACGUUAUUUUUAACCCGAUAUAAAUGGCAUGAAAUGCAUUUCUUUUGUUUAUACAAUCAUAGAUAUUUGAUGAUACAUGCAAUAAGUUUAUUAUCUUUUGUUUUAAAGUGCGUACUGAUUUGUUAUAAUUAACUAAGCUGUUAAAUAUUACUAAGAUCAUUGUGUACAGACCUACCUAUAAUAAGUACCCAGAAUGUUAUAAUGAUUAUAAAAUUAUAAGCAACAUGAUAAACCAGAUUAAGUAAAUAUAACAAAUCAGCAGUACUGACAUUAAAAUUACUUAAAUCUAACAACGAAUCUCGUAAUUUUAAAUAAAACAUUGUUUUUGAACAAACUCGAUUUAAGAUUCAGUGAAAAUGGGUUUGCAUAGCAAAUGCCGGCCACAUAGUCCUGUCUUACCAUUAAGUAAGUGGUUGUACCAUUUUGUGAUUAAGUACUAAUCGUUGCAUUCAAAGAAUGUUGCAUUUCCCGACCUACGCAAGUCUCAACACAUAGUUUUGUAUUAACUAUAUUUUGGGAUUACUUUCUUCGUAAGCGUGUGCUGGAAAAUCUGUGCAAAUGUCUCCGGUAACGCUACAGUAGAGUGUUUGUUUCAGCAUUUUUCAGUGCCAGAGGCAAUCGUAUGAAUGAAUAUAAUUUUCUCAGCUGAAAGCUCGCAGAAGAUGUGUUAAAAUUAUUUUCGAAAUUGCAUUUAAAUUCGUAUAAUUUGGUUAUGUUAUUUUAAUAUUUUUUGUGUAUUAUGUUUGUGACCGUCGCCGGUCGCGGUUGGCGCCCAACACGUAACUUUUAUGAAAAGGAAAUGAUGACGUAACGAAUGGCGCACGCGCAGGCGGCGGGCCUUUGUGAAACAUUCACUAGUGUGUGAGAGGCUGCUAGCUGCUAGCAGUAAAAUCGUGGUUUUGUGAUAAAUUCAUACAAUAAAAUUGAUGACUUAAAAAUAAAUUGAAGCAUAAAAUUAAUUUUGUACAAGUUGUAAACAAUUUUUACUAUCCGGUAGCAGGUAACACAGAGAAAAGAAACAGAAAUUAAAAUUUCGAUUUUAUUUUUUAGAUAAAAAAUGUGUAAUGAAGGUACAAAGAGACAGGAUAGAGAGCGCAAUUCAAAGAUGCACGGUACGAAUUCAUUGGGGAGAGAGUAUAGCGAAUUGUAUUAGGCCAUUUUUGUGCUAUUUUUGUAAUGUGAACUAGAUGCUUGUGGUAUUGAUGUUUUAGAUAAGACUUAGUGUAAUGUGACUAUUGGUCCCCUCUUUCCCCCGCGGCGGCUCCCCGAGUCUCGAACCCUCUCGAAACAUCCGACUAUCGACAUCUCGAAAGAGGAGGCCAAUGUCGAGUAUCAUGUGUAACUUUCAGAUUAGUAGUAUUUUUGUAUACUCCCCGGCGGUGCCCCCCGCGCCCCGGGGGCCUAGCUGUAAUGUAUCUCUAGAUAACCAAACCUACCUCAUGCGUAAAGCUAAGACUGAAUGGUUGCCGUUAAUGUGAUGCGGUGGUCUGAUCACCGCGCAGACCCACUGUCCACUUGCUCACUCGAUAUUAGAAUAAUGAACGCAACUUCUGGCUAGCUCAGACUAUACGGAUGACAUCAUGACGAAGGCAAACCGCAAUCAUAGCUUUCCUUGUGCGACGCGUACAAGUACACACUAGCACUUCACCAGUAUCUGCUGCAAGCCACGGCAGAGCGAGAUGGCACUAGAAACGUAUUUUUGUUUCAUUUCCCUUCCAUAUUUGAACGCGUCGUACAGUCGGCAGCAAAAGUAGCUGAUCAUUUUAAUCUCACGUUUAUUUUGAACUUCCUCCUAAUUAAGUUAAUGACCGACUACUUUUGCUGCUAAAAUUAUAGAAUAAGUUAUUUCGUUGUAAUGGUAUGCGCCUAGUUUGUACUAGCUUCGAAAUAUUAAAUAUGAUAAUCAACACACCAUGUAAAAAAGUACCUAUUUGUAAUUAAAUCCGUGUAUAAUGUUCACAUAUUUGGGUUGGUUCUGAAGGCAACAACGUUUUGUACUAAUUAAAUAGUCCACUUAAGAUAACAUCUAUUCUACUCUUAUACUUACUAGAUAGAACAGUGAAACUGAUCGCUUCGUCCCCUUGUCGAGUCAUAUAUUAUAGGGCGGCCCGUGUGUGACACAGGCCUUAUAGAUACCUUCUUAACUAAAAUAUAUUGAAGCCAUAGUUAUGUAUUGUAAUACCGUUGAUAAGAGGGCUGCCCACCAAGAAUUGAAGUUGAGUUAGCUAAGCUGCAUAGCUGAGGUCACGUUUAAACUAAACUAUCCUUUAUGAAAUGUGUCCUUAGCCAUGCUAAACUUGGUUCUUCGUGGGAGCUACAAGUAUAUUCGUUACCGAAUCCAUAUAAGUGUAGGCAUAUUAAAAUAAGGACUAUAUUCACUAGAAAGUUAUACAGGCCUAUUUAUUUAUUGAAUGGCUCUGUCUCUUUCACACUACUUGUAGCAAGCGAUGGGCAAAAAGUGUCUGAUAGAGACAAAGCCAUACAGUAGCUAAAAGGGAACUUUUACUUAAUGAAUAAGGGGUAAGUAGAUAGUAAUAUUGCGAGAGUGUUGUCUUCAGAGUCGCCCGCUACAGUAUAGCGUUAGUUCAGUGUUGACAGUAGUUAGUGGUCGUAGUCGAGUGGACAGCUGUGUUUUUGUUUGUCGUCAAAUUUAAGUUACAUUUCUAUAUUAAUAUUGUUGAAUCAAGACUGAUAAGUUCCUAUUUUAGUUAGAAUAAUUUGCUGCAUUAUUUCACUCUUGCAUAAUUAAUUUUACCCUUGGGUAGUCAUUAUUGAAAAAAUAAUACAUUAUCUUAUUAUAAUCUUAUCAAUUGUGUAUGACGCUAUAUAAGUCACAAAAUUUUUGAAAUUUUUAUGAAAUUUUGUAUGGAAAUUUAAUAAAGUGAUUGAUAGAAA
Molecule: messenger RNA, 8958 nt
Organism: Plutella xylostella (diamondback moth)
Lineage: Eukaryota; Metazoa; Arthropoda; Insecta; Lepidoptera; Plutellidae
Gene: wech
Product: tripartite motif containing 71 protein wech
Biological process (GO): proteasome-mediated ubiquitin-dependent protein catabolic process; protein polyubiquitination
Molecular function (GO): ubiquitin protein ligase activity; protein binding; zinc ion binding
Source: RefSeq, a predicted model, not a curated record